CUCACCAUCAAUCGAUCUAGAACGUGUGUACAGUUCUUAGACAUUUUUCGAUCGUCCUUUAUAAUACGUUCAAUAUUAUAAUUACCUAUAGUGGAGACUCGUAUUCUUCAACGUCAAGAAAAAUGUUGUCCAAGGUUAUCAUCGGUUCUUGCGUCCUGCUGUACGUCAGUUUUACGGUCCAAUCAUAUCCUCAAGGUUACGGCGGUGGUGGCGGACACGACGAUGACGACCACGUGGACUACUAUGCUCAUCCAAAGUACUCUUACAAGUACGGCGUACAAGACCCACAUACCGGUGAUUACAAGACCGCGCACGAGUACAGAGAUGGUGAUGUGGUGAAAGGGUCGUACAGCGUGCACGAUCCCGACGGCACGCUGAGGACCGUCGAGUACGUGGCCGACAAGGAAAACGGUUUUAACGCGGUUGUGCACAAGACCGGUCACUCCAACCAUCCCGACCACUACGAACACUAUUAGAAGCCAAAUAGGUAAAUGAUUACGCAAUGAUCUACUCCGAAGUAAUUAUAUGGCAUAUAACUUUCGAUAACUAUAUUCAUUUUCCAACAUAAAGGACACGGGAAAAUAAUUAUAUCACAGUCUAGUCCUUAAUUUAAUUGCUUUGACUUACUUGUCAGCAAAAUUAUCACACAUACUAUACUUUUAUACAUACUAUAAUCAUUACUAUUAUAUUAUUAUUUUUAUACUAUUUAUAUUAUUUUUUUACUUAUUAUAAGUUAUAGCUUAGGUAUAUCGGAAUGUUAAAAUGGUAGUAUAGCACACAAUUGUUGUUACUAUAUAGUACAUUAUUCUAUAGUAUACUGUAUUACCAUCAGUGUAAUGUAAAAAUACGCCUUGAAUUUAUAGUGGCUGAUAAUAUACCAAUAUUGCAAUUAAUAUAUAUUAUUUUAUAAUUUCAUUACCACAAAUACAUAAUACAUUUAUUUUCAAAGAUCUAUUUUUUUUUCUUAACGAACUCAUGUGUGACCGUCGCACUGAAAACUAGUUACGUUUAUUUUAGAAAAUUACUAUUAUUAUAUAACUAUAUAAGUAAUAUAAAUAAAUGUUUGAGAGAAAUAUUCUGGCUAUAUCCAAUUGGGUCUUCACGCAUGACAGAUAAAAAUCGAAGACAGAUUGGAUAAACCAAUAUUAUUGUUAUGAAAUAAUCACAUAGUUCAACAUAACAAUGUUAUUUAAAUAAAACCCCGGAAAACGUUGGUAAGGAGUAAUUGUAUUUUAGAUAUUAAGGCAACUAUGACACAUCAAGUGGUAUGUGUAAUUUUAUAUACUUAUUUUGUAUUAUAUUCAAUAUAUUGAAAUGGAAUUAUUUCAUUUCGAUACAAAUAAUUAACUA
Messenger RNA from Diuraphis noxia (Russian wheat aphid), 1350 nucleotides. Its product is annotated as cuticle protein 19-like. Gene Ontology annotation, cellular component: extracellular matrix. The record is from RefSeq and is a predicted model, not a curated record. Lineage: Eukaryota; Metazoa; Arthropoda; Insecta; Hemiptera; Aphididae.